GCGGCGCGGCGGGCGGCGCUGAGUCAGAGAGGCGGCGGCAUGCGGGCGGCGGCGGCGCUGGUGUCCGCGCUGUGCUGCGCCCUGGCGCGGGGCUCCGAGGACAUCGUUGUGGGCUGCGGUGGCUUCGUCAAGUCUGACGUGGAGAUCAACUACUCCCUGAUCGAGGUGAAGUUGUACACCAAGCACGGCACCCUGAAGUACCAGACGGACUGUGCCCCCAACAACGGGUACUUCAUGAUUCCCCUCUACGACAAGGGGGAUUUCAUUCUUAAAAUUGAACCUCCCCUAGGGUGGAGUUUUGAACCAACCAGUGUAGACAUCCAUGUGGAUGGCAUUAAUGACAUUUGCACAAAGGGAGGUGAUAUUAACUUUGUGUUCACAGGGUUUUCUGUGAAUGGAAAGGUUCUCAGCAAAGGUCAGACAUUAGGUCCUGCUGGAGUCCAGGUUGUACUGAGAAAUGCUGGCAGUGAAGUAAACUUACAAGCAACUGUUACACAACCUGGAGGAAAGUUUGCUUUCUUUAAAGUGCUUCCUGGUGAAUAUGAAAUCUUUGCAUCUCAUCCUACCUGGAUGUUGAAAGAGUCAAACACAGUGGUACGGGUGACAAGUUCUAAUGCUUACGCUGCUAGCCCUCUGAUUGUUGCAGGCUACAAUGUUUCUGGGUCAGUGAGGAGUGAUGGAGAACCAAUGAAAGGGGUCAUGUUUCUCCUUUUCUCUUCUUCGGUCACUAAAGAGGAUGUUGUGGGCUGCAAUAUUUCUCCUGUGGAUGGAUUCCAGUCAAGAGAUGAGUCUCUCUCCUAUUUAUGCAAUGUUGUAUCAAAAGAAGACGGAUCUUUCAGCUUUCUUUCUCUGCCAAGUGGGAUAUACACUGUGAUACCAUUCUACAGGGGAGAGAGAAUUACCUUUGAUGUUGCACCAUCUAGACUGGACUUCCUUGUAGAGCAUGACAGUUUACAGAUUGAGCCUGUUUUCCAUGUGAUGGGUUUCUCUGUCACAGGCAGGGUGUUGAACGGUCCUGAAGGAGAAGGAGUUGCUGAUGCCACUGUGACGCUGAACAAUCAGAUUAAAGUAAAAACAAAAGCUGAUGGCUCUUUCCGCCUUGAGAACAUAACAACAGGUACAUACACAAUUCAUGCCAGGAAAGAGCAUCUGUUCUUUGAUACUAUUACCGUGAAGAUUGCACCAAAUACACCUCAGCUAGCAAACAUCAUUGCAACAGGGUUCAGUGUGUGCGGCCAGAUCUCAGUAACUCGUUUCCCUGACACAGUCAAACAGAUUAGUAAAUACAAGGUAACCAUGAUGCCUCAGGACAAGGACAAAGCAUCACUGGUUACAACAGAAACUGACCCUCAUGGAGCAUUUUGUUUUAAGGCAAAAUCGGGUACAUACAAUGUUCAGGUAAUUAUUCCAGAGGCUGAGACCAGAGCAGGAUUGGCUUUGAAACCCAAAAUGUUCCCUGUUACUGUUACAGACAGACCAGUAAUGGAUGUGACCUUCUCUCAGUUUUUGGCAUCUGUCUCGGGGAAGAUCUCUUGUUUAGAUGUUUGUGGUGAUCUGGUGGUGACGUUACAGUCUGUGAGCCGCCAGGGUGAAAAACGCAACCUGCAGCUUUCUGGAAGCAUGGACUCAGUGGCCUUCACGUUUGAAAACGUGCUACCUGGCAAAUACAAAGUAAGCAUCGUACAUGAAGACUGGUGCUGGAAGAAUAAGUCUUUGGAGUUGGAAGUCAUGGAGGAAGAUGUUUCGGGAGUAGAAUUCAGGCAGACUGGAUAUAUGCUGCGCUGUUCUCUUUCUCAUGCAAUUACACUGGAAUUUUAUCAGGAUGGAAAUGGACCAGAGAAUGUUGGUGUUUAUAACCUGUCCAAAGGAGUUAAUAGAUUCUGUCUUUCAAAGCCAGGUGUAUAUGAAGUGACCCCACGUUCUUGCCACCAGUUUGAACAUGAGUAUUACACUUAUGACACGUCCUCUCCUAGUAUACUGACGCUCACCGCAGUUCGACACCAUGUCCUUGGCACGAUUAUAACAGAUAAACUGAUGGAUGUGACUAUUACCAUUAAGUCAUCCAUUGACAGUGAACCUGCCUUAGUUUUAGGGCCCCUGAAAUCGGUACAGGAGUUACGCAGGGAGCAGCAGCUGGCAGAAAUUGAGACCCGCCGACAGGAGAGAGAAAAGAAGGGUCAGGAGGAGGAAGGAACAAAGCCUCCAGUGCAAGAAAUGGUGGAGGAGCUCCAAGGACCAUUCCUAUAUGAAUUUUCAUACUGGGCAAGAUCUGGAGAGAAAAUUACUGUGACACCAUCAUCAAAAGAGCUGCUUUUCUACCCGCCUUAUGUGGAAACAGUUGUUAGUGGAGAGAGUUGUCCUGGAAAGCUGAUAGAGAUUCAUGGAAAAGCAGGCUUGUUUCUGGAAGGGCGAAUUCAUCCUGAAUUGGAAGGUGUUGAGAUUGUCAUUGGUGAAAAGGGAGCAACUUCCCCGCUCAUCACAGUUUUCACUGAUGACAAAGGGGCUUACAGUGUUGGGCCACUCCACAGUGACUUGGAAUACACAGUUACUGCUCAGAAAGAAGGAUUUGUUUUGACUGCAGUGGAAGGAACAAUUGGGGACUUCAAAGCUUUUGCUCUUGCUGGGGUGACGUUUGAGAUCAAAUCAGAGGAUGACCAGGCUCUUGCUGGAGUUCUCCUGUCUCUCAGUGGAGGGGUAUUUCGGUCCAACCUCCUUACGCAGGAUAAUGGCAUGCUGACUUUUUCCAAUCUGAGCCCAGGGCAGUAUUAUUUUAAACCUAUGAUGAAAGAGUUUCGCUUUGAACCAUCAUCACAGAUGAUUGAAGUGCAGGAAGGACAAAAUCUUAAAAUUCGGAUAACUGGUUACAGAACAGCUUACAGCUGUUACGGCACAGUUUCUUCUUUAAAUGGAGAGCCUGAGCAGGGAGUCUCCGUAGAAGCUGUGGGGCAGAAGGACUGUAGCAUCUAUGGAGAAGACACAAUAACUGAUGAAGAGGGCAAGUUCAGGCUACGUGGCCUUCUGCCUGGUUGUGUGUAUCAUGUCCAACUUAAAGCUGAAGGCAAUGAUCACAUUGAAAGAGCUUUACCACAGCAUCGGGCAAUUGAGGUUGGGAACAGUGACAUUGAAGAUGUUAACAUUAUAGCGUUCCGGCAGAUUAACCAAUUUGAUUUAAGUGGAAAUGUAAUUACAUCUUCUGAAUAUCUCUCCACAUUAUGUGUGAAGCUCUAUAAAAGUGAAAAUCUUGACAACCCAAUUCAUACAGUCAACUUGGGCCUAUCCCUGUUUUUCCAUUUCCCACCACUGCUCCGAGAUGGAGAGAAUUACGUGGUGCUCCUGGAUUCUACGUUGUCUAAAUCACAGUAUGACUACACUCUGCCUCAAGUUUUGUUCACUGCUAUUGGAUAUCAUAAACACAUUACUCUGGUCUUCAGUCCCACUAGAAAGCUGCCUGAACAAGAUAUUGCCCAAGGAUCUUACAUUGCAUUACCACUGACGCUGCUUCUGUUGUUGGCUGGUUACAACCAUGAUAAGCUUAUUCCCUUAUUGCUACAGCUGACAACUCGACUGCAAGGAGUACGUGCUCUUGGACAGACAGGUUCUGACACAGGUGGCUCAGAAGAUGCAAAGAGACAAACAAAAAAACAGAAGACAAGACGGACAUGAGUGGAACAGGUCAUGCUGUCUUCGUGAAUGAUUUGUAAAAGCAGUGGUAAUAAACUGCUUGACUUCACUUUUGGUCUCUAGAUUUUGGGAUCCUUAUUCCUUACCUUUUGAAAUACCUAUCUCAUGGAAGCAGCACAUAUGGAUUUUACUAUAACAGUAGUGCUUGAAGGAAAGUUUUGGGGGACAUACUUGAACUGGUGAAUUAUAUCUUUGGCACUUCCAGUUCAGCAGUUUGAUGGAAGAGUCUGUCAUCUGCACAGCUAUGACUUCAGUUUUUAUCCAAUGAUUAUGUUACCUUUGAUUAAAAUCGAGUUUUUGCCCAAUGGAGAUAAAUUGUUAAUGUCAGGUAACGCUGGUUUUUAAUGUCAGGUAAGUUCUGAUGAUCCUACUGCAAAGGUGGUGUUUAAAUUUCAGUUUCAUAUACAAUAUGAUCUCCUUAGACCUCCGGUAUUCCUGAAGCGACUCCAGCUGGUUGUACUGUUCUUUACAAAGCUGUACUGCGGUGACAGUGAUACCCGUUCAGCUGAGUGGCUGUCACAUCUCUUGCUCAGGCCACGUGUAGCCUUUUUGCUGACUGAUGAUUGAUUUUGUUUGUUUGUUUUAACUUUAAGAAAUGUGAGCUUUUUGAAAUCUCCAAUGUGUACAGUCCCAAUAAUGUAGUCUGCAAUAAAUAACUGGGUUUUACAGGGUAUCUUUUGAUUCUUGUUUGAAGUAGACAUACACAGUUUAAAUGUUAAUGGGGCUUUUUAUUGACAAAUAGUAUAAAGGUUAAUAGAGCUUUUGAAAGAUGCACAUAAAUGCCUACAAAUAUUGCAAAGACGUUGGUACAGCCAGUAAGUGGCAAUGUUUCUCUUUUACAGUACUUGAAAUAAAGUCCCUUUACAUUUAAAUAUUUAAACUUACAAAACCUACCAUUCUUAGAAAUUUGGAUGCAAAAGAUUUUAUGCUGGUUUUGUUGGUAUUUUGCAUUAGUUUGGGUCUAAAUAAUUAAAACUUCAUUCAGUGAUCGUUCUAAUCUCUCUGAGGGAAAUUCUAUCAAGAUCAUACUAAAAACAAAGAAUGUUGAAAAAGCAUGUAUAUAUAGAGUUUGAGAUGAAGCUCUAAUAAAUUAUCAUGCUCUUUACUUAAUGAUCUUGAAUUUUAUAUUGCUGUGAUGAAAUAUAUGGAGAAAAAACCAAUGUGUUGUAAGACCUACGAUAAAUUGUACAUUUUCAGUACAUCUUUAUUUUAAGCUGGUGAAUGUUAAGAAAGGUAUUGCUACUUUGGGGGAAUGUAUUGGGAAAAAAUGCACAUGUCCAUGUGCCUUGAGGGAGUACCAGAUAUUCCGACCUCUGGACUGUGGAACGGAUGUUUAACGUUGGAAAUGCUGGUAAUAAAAAGAAAAAGGUUUUAAUGCUUGCUUCUAAA
Messenger RNA from Falco peregrinus (peregrine falcon), 5070 nucleotides. RefSeq names its product BOS complex subunit NOMO1. Lineage: Eukaryota; Metazoa; Chordata; Aves; Falconiformes; Falconidae. The record is from RefSeq and is a predicted model, not a curated record. The transcript has 32 exons. Bases 40 to 3663 code for a protein of 1207 amino acids. Gene Ontology annotation, cellular component: endoplasmic reticulum membrane. Gene Ontology annotation, molecular function: carbohydrate binding.